Molecule: messenger RNA, 650 nt
Organism: Cantharellus anzutake
Lineage: Eukaryota; Fungi; Basidiomycota; Agaricomycetes; Cantharellales; Hydnaceae
Exons: 2
Coding region: 187-582 (131 amino acids)
Source: RefSeq, a predicted model, not a curated record
AUCUCCGAUGGACUGUUCGAGAUGAAACUCGACAGUCAUCUGCAAUCCGUUCCGCAUAGCCCAUUGUUGGCAAUCGAGGAGCCUGUUUUAUCCCUGAUAAAAGCAGCGAUUACUAGGUGGCAGAGUCAACCGCCAAGACACCAGACUUAGUACACGACAUUGAAUGAUUAUUAGCGUCUUUUCAGUAUGCCUGUCGGGGGUGCAACACUUUUGGGCGGCUUGAUGGCUGUACUGACGCCUAGUGUGAAUGUGAGAGCCGGAUUUAGAGCCGGACGCGGUGGCGGCGGAUCCGACCGAACAAGGGCCCGCGCGGGUCCAACAGCAAAACAUCGAUCACUGCGUCAAAACCAUCUGUGGAAUGCAGAUUGUUAUUUAUUGAACGAAGGAUGUCAUCAUGGAUGCAGUACGUCAAGAGAACCCAAAGGACGAUGCCUGCAACUACGAACUCAGAAGUUCACCGAUCCUAACAAAGCGCUACAUACUGAAGCCACUAGGAGAGGCGAUAAAAAUCCCUUUUGGGACGUCCCCUUGAUUCAGUGCGCUGCGAUAUACCAGCACGCACGGCCCCAUAUAUAUAUAUGACUUUGGCUUCAGUCCUCACUCUAUACCUUCAGUCUUAGGAUUAUGGAAUCAACUAGGCUUUUCCUUGA